Messenger RNA from Poeciliopsis prolifica (blackstripe livebearer), 11093 nucleotides. RefSeq lists its product as uncharacterized. The transcript is spliced from 62 exons. NCBI's taxonomy places the organism in Eukaryota, Metazoa, Chordata, Actinopteri, Cyprinodontiformes, Poeciliidae. The coding region runs from base 2014 to 10713 and encodes 2899 amino acids. Gene Ontology annotation, molecular function: nucleic acid binding; DNA-directed DNA polymerase activity. Gene Ontology annotation, cellular component: zeta DNA polymerase complex; nucleus. The record is from RefSeq and is a predicted model, not a curated record. Gene Ontology annotation, biological process: double-strand break repair via homologous recombination; error-prone translesion synthesis.
CAAGGAUCCAAGCACCAGUCUCCAGUAAAACCUGCAACCUUCCAGGUUUGCCGUCACUAGCCAAGAUGCAUGACUGUACUGCGAGCAAACCAAGGAAGUUUCCACGUACCUGCUCUUUAUGCAAGACCAGCUGUUCUCAAUUGAAGGAUUGGACUGACCACCAGCAAUCCAGUCUACACGUUGGGAACUGCAAACGUCUUCGGGAACAGUCAGUCUUUGGGGUUUUUUUCUGGCAUAUUUUUAGGUUAAAGAGGGAAUGUUUUACACAAUUUUUGUAAAUGGACAGCAAUGUUGAUCAAAGUGCAAUGAAAGUACUUUAAAGAAAAUUGUACUGGAAUGAUAUACUUUUCUGAUCUGUUGUUGGAGCCUAAUAUGAAAAUUUGCCUUUUUAAAUCAUUUUAGAUCAGUCCAACAUGUUGCCAAUGAAUCAUUGGCACUAUAUAGAAAGGCUGUGCUUUAUGUCGCCCCAUGAACCCACAGACCACUAAAGCUGAUCACUUGAUAUUGUCCAUUGUUCUAGGCAUUCUGUUUAAACAGAGAUUGGCUUUUUAAACACAGUGGGUCAGAAGUUUUGGAAAUACUCAGACCAGACCAUCUGGCACCAACAACUCCUCCAUCUUUAAACUAGUUUACAUCUUGGUUUUCUGUUUCUGGUUCUUGGCUUGAUCUUCAUAGAGUUUGCCUUUCCCUUCGCAACUAAGUCUAAGUGGAUGUACUUGCUUUCCUGUGAUUGGCUGAUUUACUAUUUGUGCAAUAUAACAAUUGACCUGGGGUAUUUUAUAAAGUGGUGUGGUUACACCUUUCCUCUUAAAUCAAUGUUAUUUAAUAGUGUUCUUAAAUAUUCCACAGAUACCCAGAGUGGGAUGGCAAAGUACCAGGGCAAAGUGAUCCCAUUAGAAGUGCCAAGCUUAAUUCCUCAACUCCAGACCACACUGCCCAUGAUCACAAAAAGAAAACCAGUGAUGGGACUCAUUCCCGGUCUUGCUCUCACAGCCCACGCUGCAGAAGCACCACUUCCAGCAGUAGUUCUACAUCUAAAAGUCCUCGCAAACUCCGCAGUUCUGGGCGUAGAAGAACUUCCACCAGCAGUAGUUCUCCCUCUAAAAGUCCUUAUCGACGCGAUAGUUUUAGGCGUAGAAGGACCAUUACCAGCAGUAGUUCUCCCUCUAAAAGUCCUUAUCGACGCGAUAGUUUUAGGCGUAGAAGGACCAUUACCAGCAGUAGUUCUCGCUCUAAAAGUCCUUAUCGACGCGAUAGUUUUAGGCGAGGACCAUUACCAGCAGUAGUUCUCGCUCUAAAAGUCCUUAUCGACAUGAUAGUUUUAGGCAGAGACGGGCCAUUACCAGCAGUAGUUCUCGCUCUAACAGCCCUCGUCGACGCAGCAGCUCUGAAGGUCGAAGGGGAAAACAGAACAACAGGAAACAAUCACUUCACAGCCCCAGGCACAGUCGCAGGUCUAGAUCUACAUCUCCACGGCGGCACAACUGCCAUAUUUUCUCAGACCCUCCAAGACAUUCAAGUGAUUGGGAGAGACGGUUGUCACCAAAAAGAAGGUUUAAGACUCUUGGUUUACCAAGAAGGAGCUCUGAUAUACCAUCGUCUCCAAGGAAAAAUACUGAGAAAUUACGUUCGCCAAGGACGGGCCAGGAGCAACUCUCACGUACGACCAGAGAAUGGGAACAUAGUGAUAAAAAACAGCAGUCGAGCAGGAGUCCCAAUCGAAGGUUGUCUCCAAGAAGUGAGGAGAGAAAGAGGUCACGAGGAAGGAGCCGUGACCGACAACGUUCACCAAGAAGGAGCAGUGAGCAACAGUCAAUAUGUCAUGACAAACAACGUUCACUGCAGAAGAAUCAGAAGCCCCAGUCAUCGCCAAGAGGAAAUGAUGGGAAACGGUGCUUAUCCAAGAAGCGUGAGGAGCGGGCUUCAGUAAGUGGAAGCCAUAGGCGACAGCUGUUCCUGGAGGAAUCUCCGAAAAAGAAACCAUGCAGUGAACAGAUUCCAACAAAGCAACUCAUGAAUUCAGCUUCUUCUGGGCAGCGACACACUGCCAGUGUGUUCGUGCCUUUGGCUAAAACUGUACAGGCUGAGCAAGCUAAAAAACGGGCAUCUUCAUCAUCACAAUCAUCAUCAACGACCAACAAGAUGGAGGCUUCAACAUCAUCUAGAGGCAGCAGCCUAAGAUCUGUUUCCUCGUCAUCUUCCGUCAGUCCAACAAAGUUAACGUUGGACACAAAUUUGAACCUGGUGCAACCUAACCUUCCAAGGAGUGAGGAACGCUCUACGACUAUCUCCAAGCCUCCAUUUGCUCAUCGCAGUAAACCGCCACCUCCAACUAUGUUGAGGCUCAGAGGCAAUUUUGAUUCUCUCUCCCAUAGUGAUGUGAUCGCAGCCAUGGAGUCCUUUGGAAAAACCAAAUCCCUCUUACUGUUUAAGUCUAAACAAGAGGUGACUGUGUGUUUUGAAAAAGAAGAAGAUGCUUCCAAGCUCAAAGGUUUAAAAAACCUUGAGAUAAAAGGAGUUUCCCUCACAUUUGUUGCAAAGCAGGACAGCGUUUCAGAGGCACCUUUGUCUGCGUCUCCAGAGGAUCAGAAAAAUCUUAGUCCAGAAAAGCCCACUGUGCCCCAUCAGUCUGUUUCUGCUAGAAACUUGGUUCUCCUGCCACUUAAGACGCUUUUGUCUAUCCAAAAAAAGUCCAAAAAGAGCACAGCAGUCAAGCUUGUGAAAAAAGCCAAAGUCUUGGCUUCCAAAGGAAAGUGUGUCUCCAAGAAGAAGAUGGUUCAAACUGUGACAACAGUCAAUGUGGCAGCAAAACAGUCUGUAAAAUCAGCUAAAGAUAAGAAAGAAGCUCCAAAGCUGGAAAUGACACUCAGUUCCAGUAACCUUGGACACAAAUCAAAAGGCAAGGAAGAGAUCCCAACUGCAACAAAACUAAGGGUGAAAGAAAAUAAUGCCUCUUUGGUAGGUAAAGUGAAAAAAAUAUCAGAAACAAAGAUCCUGCAGGGUGAAAAUCUUCCACCCAGCAGCAAGAAAAUGGAAGAAGUUGAAGCAAAACCCUCUGAGUCUGACACACAGACUCUCAAUGCCAAAAUCUCAACAACAAACCUUCAAGAAGUUGUUGUACCUGGACAGUCUGAAACAACAGAACAAACCCAAGUUAACACAGUUAGUAGACAGAUGGAAAAUGUGAAAAAUGGCGAGUCGGGAACAAGUGGAGCGCCAGAGCCCAUAAAAAAUGAAGAACAAGAACAAAAAAGUGAAGAACCUGCAGCGGGAGGAUUUUUAACCGGUUUGCCUCUGAAACGAAUAGCCAGUGAAAAUCCAGAGACCUCUGUCCCAAUAAAAACUUUGGCAAAUCCAGAGUCGACUGCACAGAAUCUGAAGUCCAAGGAAAAGCAGGCAGAACCACAGACUGCAGGAAGCUCUGCUGACGCUCCAAUCGAGAUGCAAACAAAUCAAACAGAUCCUGCAAAGCCACCCAGUCCAACCAUUGAAACCUCAACAGAAGAGAGUGAAAAGCAGCUGACUGUUGGGGAGAGGAUUGUUCCUGAUUUCCUGAAUCAACUAAACCUAAACAGCAAAGACUAUGUUCUGGCAACAAGCGUCCUGGAUCCCAGGCUGUUCGGCUUCGUUUACCCGAAGCUGCUGCUAAUCACCAACCUGCCCUCGUAUGACGGCUGCAGCUACACUGAGAAGGACGUUGUGGACCUGCUCUCUACAUUUGGAUUUCAAUACUCGGGUCACGCCAUCUUUAUCUGUCCUCAAGGCUGCAUCGCUUUUGUGCUGGUGCCCAGUAAGGAGUCAUUGAUGGGUCUGGUUAAGGCUUCAGAAGAAAACCACCUCAUCUUUAAACAACACAAACUUUGUUUGUAUGUCCUGAAAAAAUACAUUUCAGUGACACUGGCUGGUCUUUAUGAAUUGAUCAUGGAUCUUGCAUCUUUCAAUGUCAAGGUAUCGAACGUGAUCUUCAUCGAGAACAUUUCGCCCAGUGACGCCAUCACUGUCCGAGAGGCUUUGAGAAAGAUUGGAGGCGUCAGAAACGUCCUGCCUCUGCUCAACAAGAUUUUCAUUGAAUUCGAAUCUGUUUAUGACGCCGAUCGCCUCGGAGUUUGGUACAGCCUCCUGAAGGUGGGCUUUACUCACAUGAUUAAACGCCUGACUGUACCAAUGAGCUCCGAGGAAUCACAACCACCAUUACUCCCACUGAAAGCACUUCCAGACCAAGAUCUCAUCAUUGCUGGGGCAGAAACACCAACAUUGCAAUAUGGCAUCCCUGUAGACACAUGUUCGCCGUUUUGGGUGACCAUGACAACGCAACCUUAUGUUUUUCCAACUGCCUCUCCUUGGUUUAACAUCCCAAAUUAUCUGACAGUCCACUGGAAUCAAGUCUUUUCGGUAAUUACCCACCCAGCCUCUGUGUUCUGCACCGUAAUGCUGACGGGAUUACCAGAGGGAUACUACAAACACGAAGAUGUCGCCACGCUGGUGUGGCCUUAUUUCCCCAAGAAGAACCUUCAGACUCUCUGUUACAACAUCGUGGUCCUCCCUCUGCAGAGGAGGGCCUUUGUGUUUUUCUGCGACUGGGAGGCGUUCAGCAAUUUUAUCCUGAAUAUCCGCCAAGAGCCGUUUCAUGUGAAGAAUUCGCCUGUGUCCAUCCACUUGGUCAUGCAGAGUAUUCGACCGGGAAACACUGAGGAAGUGAUGUACAGAACGAUGAUGAAAUGGAGCAACGCGCAUGUUGCAGAUCCGGGUUCCCUGGAGGAGCGGCUGCUGUGUGUGGAGAUCACAGAACUACAGCUGUGCGUCAUCCAGGACGUAAUGAAGGAAGUGGCUUCCAUCGCAAACUUUGUCAACUUCCUGCCGCUCGGUAACCGGAUUUGCGUUGAGAUGCUUGACUCCAUGGACGUGAAGAAGGUGGUGGAUGAAAUUGCCUCCAGAAAGGAGUUAUCAACAGACAGGAUCUGGAGCAGAGUUGGACAUGUGGAGUCUUCGAAGGACUUCAGAAAGCGUUUGCAGAGCUGUAAGGAGAAGACCUGCGACCUUCGUCGUCGCUCUAAGGCGUCAGCUAAAAAAACUUCAUCAGUUUCCAAACCUGGAGCAAAAGUUCCUGUGAGAGCACAGAAAACUCAGACAGAAGCUGCUCCAGCAGCCGCCAGCGUCGUUUCCCCAACACUGAUUGUAGCGUCCAAACAGCAGCCGGCUGCUUCUUCCUCCUCUUCCUCCUCUUCGUCAGCUACGGAUCGCUCCCUGACCGUCGGAGAGAGGAUGGAAUAUCUACUGCUGCCACAAAAAAUUAAUUGCCUUGAUGAAAACGCUGUUAUAUCACCAAAAUGUAAUUCAGUUUACACAAGGCUGCUGUUAAUAACAAACUUGCCAAUGUAUCACGACGGCUGCUACACUGAGAGCGACAUUGCAGAUCUGCUUGGAUUUCAAUACAUAGAAAAAAACAUCUAUGUGAUUCCUCAGGCGUGCAUGGCUUUUGUGCUCAUGCCCAAUCAUCAAGCUGCGCAAGAAGCUUCCCAAAAAGAAUCCUUGACUCUAAACGGGCAGAAACUCCGCGUCCAGAUUGUCGUCAGCAAGAUUUUUAUGGCUCCAUUUGAAUUUUAUAAAUCUCUGAUGGACCUCGUCGGAUUUCCAGUGACUGAUGACGGAACCAGAACCAUCUACAUCGAGAACAUCUCACCGAGGGAGGCCCGGGACCUCAGGGAGAUGCUGCGGAAAAUCAGACGCGUUACAAAUUACCUUCCUCUGCUCAACAAGGUGUUUAUAGAGUUUGAGUCUGGCCGCGAUGCUGAUCGGAUCGGAGUUUGGUACAGCCUCCUGAAACGCUGCCCUGCUCACAACAUCUACAGGAUGAAACUUCCCCGAAGCACCAACACAUCUCUGCCACCCAAGAUGGCUCUAAAUGCUUUGCCAGACGGCAACAACAUCGUCACCGGGGCUGUUGUCCCAGCAACAAACUACGGUGUCCCGCAGGGCAGCUCACCGCCAUUUUCAGUUACCUUGACAACCGCUCCUUACGUCUUCCCGACCGAGUCUCCUUGGUUCAUCAUCCCAAAUUUUACCACAAUCACAACCAAGAAGAACCUGUGGAUACCUGCCAAUAAGGGCCCCGGGGCCUCCGUCAUCAUGCUGACGGGUUUACCUGAAGGAAACUACAAACACGAAGACGUUGCCAAGCUGGUGUGGAGUUAUUUCCCCAAGCAGAACCUUCAGACUCUCUACUACAACAUUGUGGUUCUCCCUCUGCAGAGGAGGGCUUUUGUUUUCUUUACCGACUGGCUGUUGUGCUGCAGUUUUGUUGAAGAUUUCUUCAAAAGUCCGGCUUCCAUCAAAAACUCCAAGCUGUUUAUCCACCAGGUUUUACAGGAAAUGCUUUCUGGCCAGACUGAGGGGGUCAUGUACAGAAAUAUGAUGAAAUGGAGCAACGCUCACGUUCCGGAGCUGGAAGGUCUGGAGGAGCGGCUGGUCGUUGUGCUGAUGGCCGACAUUUCUGUGUAUCUCAUCAUCCAUGUCUUGAAGAAGGUGGCGUCCAUCGCUCCGAUUGUCAGCUUUCUGCCGCUGGCCAACAGGAUUUGCAUUGAAAUGGUGGAUUCAAGCAGCGUCACAAAAGUGCUAGAGAAUACCGAUAAAGAUUGGCCAAACAUCCAGAGCCUUGAAUCAGUGAAGAGCCUGAAGCAGCAUCUCAACAGAUCCGCUCAGAUCACAGUAAAUCUGAACCUGGACGCCGAACAUGUUGGGGCUAAAACUCCAGCUGAAAACAGUGAAGCACAGCUUCCUAUUGCUGCUACUGCUUCUGAUGAAAAGACGCAGCCUGGAAUCCAAGGACCUGUCGGAGAUUCUGCAGAAAUGUCCGGCAUUUUCUCAGCAGACAAAGAAAAUGUAUCGUCAGAAACAAAAACGCCUCAAACCUGUGAGGAAAUUGUGGCUGAAACAGAAGCUAACAUGGAAGAAGAGGCAGAAAAAGUUGAGGCAGAGAACAAAAACGUAGCCUCCAUAUGCACCAUUUCAGAAAAACAGGAGGGUAUCUCUGAAAAGGUUCAAGAAUCUGCAGAAAAGACGACAGAAACGAGAAGUGAAACAGUGACUGAAAAGACGGAAGAGGCAGAAGCAGUUAAAGACGUCCAGCCCCAAGUUAGCGAAGAUGCUAAACCAGCAGAGCUGAAGGAGACGGAGCAAACAGAGGAAACCGAGGUCAAAGGUUCUGCUGAAGCCAAAGAAGAAGUGAAAGCUGCCGAAAAUCCGCCGCUAACAGUGAAAAUUGCAAGCAAUGAAACUUUGACUGGUCCAUUUCAGGGACCACAGGCCACAGUAAAAACCCAGCAGGAGAAAACAAAAACCUCAGCAUUUAAGGACCAGAAAGUUUCAGCUGUGACAACUGAAGUUCCUGCAUCUGACAAAACGUCUGCUACAAAUUCACCUGAUUCUUGUUUAACUCCUGGAGAAACGAUUGAAAAUCACCUGAACAUGACAACAAUUUUCAGCUGGGUCUCUCUGUGCAUCUCUCCUUCAACACUGCUUUCACUCAAUGCAACUCUGGUCAUCCAGAACCUGCCAGAGUUUGGUGACGGCUGCUACACAGAAGCUGAAGUCCUCGCUCUGCUCCAGACGUUUGGUAUUCACUGUGAAGAUGACAAAAUUUUCAUCCUUCCUCUGUCUCAGAUAGCGUUUGUUGUUUUUCCAAAUAUAGAGGUUGUGCAAAAUCUGAUGUCUUCCUUUGAGGACGUCCUCUUCAAAGGGUCCAAGCUCAAAUUUGGUGUCAUAAAACGCAAAGAACCCUCGAAUUUAUUUGGCAUUUAUAAAUUCUUGAUGAGUUUCACCGAAUUUCAGCAUCGACAGAAAAACUGCACUCAGUCACAAGUCGUUUACAUCCAGAACAUCUCAGUAAAUGAAGCCAAAGAUCUCAGAAAAGAGUUGCGAGCGACUGGGAAUGUUACAAACUAUCUGCCGCUGCUCAACAAGGUUUUUGUUGAAUUUCAAACUUUAUUUGACGCGGAUCGGAUCGGAGUUUGGCACAGUUUCCUGAAGGAUCGGCGCUCCUACAAAAUAUACAGGCUGGGGCUGCCAGUAUCAAGCUACAGAUCAAAGCCACCAAGACGUCCAGAACUGGCUUUGCCGGACAAGAGCCUUUGUGUGGCGAAUCCAGUCGUCCCGAAACGAAAUGUAAUCAUCCCAAUUGGUUCCCCGGCACCAUUUUGGGUUACGAUGACAACUAGACCUUUUUUGUACCCUACUGCAUCUCCUUGGUUCAACAUCCCAUAUUAUUUGAAAAAGACUUCACCAAGAAAGCUAAGGAAGUAUAUGCCGAAAGGUUUCAUGGAACCAAAAAUCAUGUUGACGGGUUUGCCAAAUGGAACCUACACACACAAGGACGUAGCGGCUCUGGUGUGGAAAUAUUUUAAUGUGCAGAAUCUUCACACGCUCUACUACAAUGUGAUGGUUUUACCUCUACAGAAGAGGGCGUUUGUAUUCUUUCAGAGCUGGCAUGCUUGCUUCGCCUUUUUUGCAGAUCGAUUUGGAAAGCCAAUUACCUUCAAGCGCUCCACUAUCUACGCCUAUUUAGUGCAGACUCAUCUCCCCCUUCCAGAUGACGAGGUGACCUUGUACGAAACUCUGAUGAAAUGGAGCAACACUCCUGUCCCAGAACCAGAGGGUUUGGAGGAGCGGCUGCUCUGCAUCGGGGUUUCAGCGUUUGACAAGCAUAUCGUCAUGAUGGUCAUGGAUUUGGUGGCGAACAUCGCUACGUUUACCAACUUCCUGCCGCUUGCUGACCGGAUUUAUAUCGAGAUGACAGCAUCCAGCGGAGUAACAAAGGUGGUGGAGAACAUGCUGCUACCAAAAUUGUGUGAAAAAUGUGACGAUUGGAAGAAAGUUGGACCCAUUGAACCUGUAAAGAGCAGAAAACUUCGCCUUCUGGGUUACAAAUUCAUCCCAGAACAUCUGGAACUGGACCCAGAGAAAAACCACCCUGAUCCCAGUGCUGUGAAAAGUCCAGAACCAAGCUCCAGAACCCCAGAUCCUGCUGAGCCCGUUCCCUCUGCUGAACCCACAGCAGGAUCAGCUGAUGCAGCGACUCCUGAGAAACGUGAAGCCGAGAAAGCAGCCGACUCCACAUCAGCUGUGCCUGACGUGGAGAGAGCAGAUGGAAAAGAAGCAGAUUCAAGAAGCUGCUCUGCGCCGGAAACCGCAAGUCUGGUCCAGUCAAAGGACGAAAACGUAGAGCUUCCUAAAAUGGAUAUGAACAGUUUUAAUGUGAUUAAAUCUCUGGUUCUUCAGUUCAAACGCCAACAAAGAAGUCCCACACAAAAACAACAGAGUCCUGAAAAGAGAAGUGAGGAGCAGAGCUCAGACGAGACGCCUUCCGCUAAAAACAAGCGCUCACCGUCUUCAUCACCGUCACCCAAAUCUAAAAAAAUUAGACUCUCACCCAAACCCUCUUCGUAUUCAGAGACUAGGGGAGUUCUUUCAUCAUCUUCAGGUGUCGGGAUGUCACAGGAAAACGAGAGUGAAAUGGUCAAAUCUGACUGUAAUGAGGGAAAAGCAGCUGAGUUUGAGCCAGAGACCUCACCAGAUGGAGAGAACUUGUAUUUAACCAACCAAAACCAGAGCCCAGAGGCAGAUUCUGCAGAUAAAACACUCGGAGACAUCACCGAAAAGGAGACACAAAAAGAUGAAAGUGGCAAAAGCAUAAAGGACGGGGUAGAUGAAAGUUAUGAAGAAACAAAUAAAGACCCUGAGAUUAACUAUGACGUAGAAAAGGAAGGCAUUGACGGCAAAGAGAUAAACGUAGCUAUCUGUGAUGAGGAGAAAGCCACUGAAAACCUUGAAGUUUCUGAGAAAGACAAACAUCAGCACGUUGAAGACGCAAGUUUAACUGUAAAACCAAACCAGGACACCAUUGUUUAUGUGUCUGAAAAGCGAGAAAAUUCACCAGAUAAACAAUUUGACACUCAAACAAAGGACAGCAGUGGAGAGGCAGAGGUGGGGAAAGAAGAUAAAGACGCUGGUGAAACGGUUGAGGAUCAAUCUGUCACUAAAACCUCAGCUAGAGGGUCAACUAAAAGUUUAAAACAAGAUGAAGUAGAUGCUAAUGAACCAAGUAUCACAACAAGAUCUAUCAGAGGAAAGACAAUACCUGCAGAUGAAGGAAAAGAAGACAAAACUCCAACAGAAAGAAGGAAAGAUGCCCAAGAUUCACAGGAACAAACCAAAAAUGAAGAAAUGACUUCUGGAGAUGUUUCACCAGUAACAUGUGAACAGGAACCAUCAUCAGGAACCUCAGACAGCAUCACAGGGACUGAAGCCACAACCACCAGGAGGCGCAACCGAGCCAAGAACGCUGGGGCGACGACUCCUGUGAGGAAAUCCACCAGAAGGAGGGAGUCUGAAUCUCCUGGUGGGGAGACUCUGAAAGAAUGUGAGGAGGACAGAAAAGAAGACGUUAAAGUCCCCAGUAAACGGAAGAUGGAGAUUUCAGGACCUGAAUCAAAGAAACCUUGUGUGGACACGAACGUCAAACUUCCUCCAUUCAACCCUAAUGAACCUUUAGGGAAGGAGUUUGUGAGUCGGAAGUGGGGGUAUUUCUGCAACCUGUGUUGUGUUUCCUACCUGAAGGAGGACCAGCACUGCAAAACCCAAACCCACUACGACAACCUGCAGAGAUAUUACCAGAAGCGGGAGAAGCUAAAGCCUUCAAAAACACUGAACCAAAGCUGAGGGUCAUCUUCCUGUUUGAUCAGCUUGUUGGUUUUUGAUGAAGAAUGUGUUGCUGUCAAUAUUACUUGAACAUACAUUUUGUUUACACUCUCUGCUUGUUUCUAUUUUUCAUGAUUAUCAGAUUUAAUCUAAGCAGUAAUUUUCAAAUUGGUUAACUAUAGCUAACAAAGCAUUUUUUGUAUAAUCAAUUUGUCACAAUGUGAAGUAAUUUUAAAGCAUUGUUCUGGAUUAUCUAGAUGUUAUUUUGAGAUAAAAUUACUUUUCUGACAGGAUUGCCAUUUUUGUAUAAGAAAAUGUCUUUCAGGGAGAUUUGUUUUUUCUUUUGUCAUGAUGAAAAUUUUCAGGUGAAAUCCAUAGUUCUCAAAGUAAAAUAAAAUAUA